This is a messenger RNA of Cloeon dipterum, 1301 nucleotides long. RefSeq names its product RNA-binding protein S1 (gene RnpS1). Gene Ontology annotation, cellular component: nucleoplasm; cytoplasm; ASAP complex. The record is from RefSeq and is a predicted model, not a curated record. The coding region runs from base 71 to 1066 and encodes 331 amino acids. Gene Ontology annotation, biological process: mRNA splicing, via spliceosome. Lineage: Eukaryota; Metazoa; Arthropoda; Insecta; Ephemeroptera; Baetidae. Gene Ontology annotation, molecular function: RNA binding. The transcript is spliced from 6 exons.
UGCGCGUUGAUGCUAUUUGUUUACUUCUGUUACAUUUUGUGGAGCUCUGAACGGAAGAAUAAUAUUCGACAUGGUUAAAAACAAGAAGGAUUCUGCCGGUAAGAGCGGUUCUGACUCAGAGGCGUCCAACAAAGAAAAUAAAAAGGAAAGAGGACGUGACAAAGAAAAGAAGAAGAGGAACGCAUCUUCUUCAAGUGACAGUUCUCGCAGCAGUUCAUCAAGCAGCAGCUCUCGUUCAUCUAGUGGAUCUUCGAGCUCGAGGAGCUCUUCAUCCUCAUCUGGAACCUCCUCAAGAUCAAGUUCCAGCAGUUCUGGUUCAUCCAGUGGCUCCAGUUCUCCCAGACGAGGACGCAAGCAGAAGCGGAAGGACAGCAAAAGCCGAAGUCACAGUCCUGGGGACAAGAGGAAAUCAGGCACUGUCGCUGACAAGAGCAAGGAAAAAGAAAAGAAGAUUGAAGAAAAGCCCAAGAGCAGACCAAAAUCCAAAUCACGCUCUCGCUCAAGGUCCAGAUCAAGGUCUACCUCUGCUAAGAGAGCUGCAGCAGCAAAACGCAGGCGUUCCCCAACCCCAAAGCCCGUGAAGAUUCAUGUUGGCAAUCUGACGAGGAAUGUGAACAAGGACCAUGUCACUGAAAUCUUCACCACCUUUGGGACAAUCAAAUUCUGCGAUUUUGCUGUUGACCGCCUGAACAACAACAAGGGCUAUUGCUUCAUUGAAUUCAACUCGCCUGAAGAUGCUGAAAAUGCAAUGAAGAACAUGGAUGGUGGGCAGAUAGACGGUCAAGAGAUAACCUGCGCCCCUGUUCUCUCUGUCCAACGGCCACCUGUCAGGAAUCGCCCCCCGAUCAGAAGGUCACCACCACGUCGUUCUCCCCCUAGGUGGAACAGAGGUCCUCAAAGAUUCAGAGGAGGAGGAGGAGGUGGUGGUGGUGGUGGAGGGGGAGGACGUCGCCCGUCGCCUGUCAGGCGCCGAUCCCCAGUCAGGCGGCGUCGUAGCCGAUCUCGCUCACGCAGCCCGGCACGUAGGCGCCGCUUCAGCCGCUCCAGCUCUAGCAGUUCCCGUUAAAAAAACUAUUCUUAAAUUCAAAUAUGUGUCACUUGGUAGCACCUAGAGUGUCAUCUUCAUAUUUGUCACAGUGGUUGCAAUUUGAUGAAGUGAAUGAGUUUUGUCUUUAAGAUUUUCUUUACAUUAUUUAGUUCCAUAGCUUGUAAAACAACUGCCAGCGUAAAAUCUGAUUAGUUGCAAACUGUAUAUACUAGGAAAAAAAUAAAAAUAAAAUGACUAGCAAUUAUGAUGUGAA